AGCAUGUUAAUAAUCCCAUACAGAGUGCUGGGAGUGAGAAACUGUAACAGAUUUUAGCUGAUAGCCUCUCACUGGUGGGUACUGUGCAGGCGCAGAGCACUCCAGUCCCAGUGUGUGCUUCCUCUUCCCAUGUGCUGGGUUACCAAGCUUGGUGCUAGUGCGUCCGCUGGUGCGGAAGGGAAGCAAUGCUCCAAAGACUUUACUGAGGACUUGAAAAUUCUGGUGGAAAUAGACUUUGUUGCUCUCAAGAUACCAUGUUGCCUCAGAAGAGGGGAAGAAUACCUUCCAGAAUAGCUGUGAACUGUUACUGGGCAGUCUUAGCAGUUUGCUUACUGUUUCUUCAAGGUGCAUUCCCUCUCCAGCAAGACCAACCCAGAGUGUUGUUAGUAUCUUUUGACGGAUUUCGAUGGGAUUACAUCUAUAGAGUGUCAACUCCCAAUUUUCAUUAUGCCAUGAAGAAUGGUGUUCAUGUCAAACAGGUCACUAAUGUGUUUAUAACUGAAACGUAUCCUAAUCAUUAUACAAUGGUGACAGGUCUGUAUGCAGAAAGCCACGGUAUAGUUGCUAAUGAGAUGUAUGAUCCUAUUCUGAAUGAAACUUUCUCUAUGAAUAAAAUGGAGAUCUAUAACUCAAAGUUCUGGGAAGAGGCCAGUCCAAUAUGGGUAACGAACCAGAUGGAAGGACAUAAAAGCGGAGCUGCUAUGUGGCCUGGAACAGAUGUGAAAAUACAUGGAGUCCUUCCUACGAAUUAUAUGCCCUACAAUGAAUCUGUUUCGUUUGAAGAUAGAGUUGCUAGGCUUAUUGACUGGUUUACAUCAGAAGAACCCAUAAACUUUGGUCUCCUAUACUGGGAACAGCCUGAUGAGAUGGGCCAUAUUCUGGGCCCAGAAAACCCGCUUAUGGGACUGAUAAUUAGUGAUAUUGACAAGAAGCUGGGAUAUCUUAUAUCUGAACUGAAGAAAGCGAAGCUGUGGGAUGUGAUAAAUGUCAUAGUCACAAGUGAUCAUGGAAUGUCACAGUCAUCCUCCGAAAGGCUCAUUGAGCUUGAUCAGUAUGUGGAUAGAGAGCUUUAUAAAGUGAUUGACCAUUCUCCUGCAGUAGCUAUUUUGCCAAAAGAAGGUAAACUGGAUGAAGUAUAUGAAGCUCUGGCCAAUGCUCACCCCAAUAUGACUGUUUAUAAGAAGGAGCAGAUUCCAGAUAGAUUACAUUACAAACACAACAGUAAAAUUCAGCCAAUCUUAGCAUUGGCUGAUAAAGGAUGGGUAAUUGUACACAACAAGUCUGACCAUUUUCUGUUGGGUAAUCAUGGAUAUGACAACAUCUUGCCAGAAAUGCAUCCAAUCUUUUUGGCGUUUGGGCCUGCUUUCAGAAAGAACGCCACGAAAGAAGUCAUGAACGCUACAGACUUGUACCCCUUAUUGUGCCACCUACUUGGCGUUAACCCACUGCCGAACAAUGGUUCGUUCAAUGAUGUGAAAGAUAUUCUUGCUGAGGUGGUUCCAAGACAGCCUUAUCCUGAAGCCCGUGAAACAGAGUCCUAUGCUUACUUCAUAGGAGUCUCUCUUGGCAGCAUUCUUGUUUUGUUUUUUCUUUUUGUUUUUGUUAAGCAUUUAACCCGCAACCAGAUAAAUACCAUGCAAGUGCAACAUACUGAAAUUGCCCAGCCACUAUUGCAAGACUAACUGUGCUUGACAGUGGAGGCACCAUAACGUUUUAGAAUAACAUUUGGUGCUUUUUCCUGUUUGGCACUUCAAAGAAGCUUCUAGAAGCUUCUGCAAAAGUUAAGAAGUGGAUCAGCAGAAAUACGUGAACUAAAACAAAAUGGGUACUGAUCCGUUGGUACACUGGAGUACAUAAAUAACAGGUACAUACAGAAAGAGCAUGUUUCUGUUUCACCCUACAACCACUUAAUCUUUCAGAGGUUGAGAAUAUUCUAGGUAAACCUGGAAAGCUAUAUAUGUAUCUACAUAUAUAUAUAUAGCAUGCAUGUAGUAACAAUAGACCUUGAAUACCUCAUCCUAAACUGCUGAUAGGGAAGUAACAUCAACUGAGGUGCACUGCACAGAAUAUUACAUGGUGUUUUAACUUCUUUCUUUCAGCGAGCUUUUAAGUCUCUUAGAUUCUAACAAGUCACUGAAUGGGACUAGACUGUGCUUUUGGGGUUUCUCUUCCUUACCAAAAGAAGUUCUAUCCUAGAUCACCAUUAGAGAUAGCUUGGUGGAUUAAAUCCUACCGAAUACAAUAUUAAGCUAGGUCGCUUAGCGCUACGUGUCUAAAUUUAGAGCUAGGUAUGUUUCUUCUAAGUCCUGUGUAAGUUGUCGCACCCAAAAUAUUAGUGUAGGUGGUACUGUCUUUAGUAAUCAGCAUUAAAGUACUUGAUUAAUUUAUUUUUAAGUAAAUGUAGGUCUUCACUUUUUCUAUUGCUUCCUCUACACGGGACUAAAUUUUCUUGGAGUUCCCCGUGGUUGGCUGUUUAAAGACACAUACAAGCACAACAGUUGCAUAUCCAAAUGGAUUCUGUUAUACUUCUGUGAUAAGAGGGUUCUUUCUGAGCAAGGCUAAUGGAUCCAUUAAGGAACGUGCCUGUACAAGCAUUUCUCAGAGGGCUGUGAGGCUCACCACUGGAUUUCAAGUCAGAUUCAUCAUUGAAGACAGUUUUGUUAGGGUGAGCUUGCCUGCUGUCUUGUGUUUUAUCUGAUAUUUCCGGGUGCGCCCUUAACACUUGAUGAUUAGCACCUCUAAGGACUAGACACGCAAUUUAAUAAAAUUGUGUACUCUUAAAUCUGAGGGGAAAAAAAAAAAAGAAAUUUAAUGUAUAAGAUUAAAUUGAAUUGAGUAAGAUUGAAGUUUGUUCUUCCAGGGGAAAGUCUGUAUUAGAAAAAAAUGUUAAUUCAGAGUCAGACAAACCUAUGAAUUACUCUGACUCUUUUGGGGGGGUUGUUAAAAUCUUCCCUUUAUUGCCGCCUUUUUUCAGUGAGCUCACUUAAAUGAUAGGUGAGAAGCUGCUGACUAAGUUUUGUAUGAAAGACGUGCUGAGUGAGAAAAGUUGUUUAGUUGUCAGACUUCUUCAAAAGCUGGAUUUCUUUUCUCCCUGGUGUGUUUUGUUUCUGAAUGCAAUACAUGAAGGAGAAAACAAUUCUUUCCAAAUUGACUUAAAUAUUCAGUCUGGUAUUCCCAUAAGUGCAAUUUAUUGAUGCAUGCAAAUGCAUUAGUGCUGACACUUUAUUUGCAAACUGGAUUAUACUUUCCUCGAAACAGUGGAAACAGCUUUAUCCACAGCCCUCAUUAAUUAAAGGGCAGAGAUGAGAACAUCUUGGCCUUGGAUAGUCUCUAUGUCUAAAGAAACUAAUGAUAUGACUUAUUUAAAAAAAAAAAAAAAAAGGUGACUAAC
This is a messenger RNA of Struthio camelus australis, 3391 nucleotides long. The record is from RefSeq and is a predicted model, not a curated record. NCBI's taxonomy places the organism in Eukaryota, Metazoa, Chordata, Aves, Struthioniformes, Struthionidae.